CACUAACUCAAUCAAUUUCAAAAGUGGCUGUCGUGCCUUACUAAUGGAUGAUCAUGAUUUUUUUCCAAAGCCACAGCCUCUGCAUUUAUUUAUUCAUUUAUUUUAUUAUCAUUCAUUUCUAAAUUUCCACAUAAUUUAAUCCCAUCCACACUGGCACGCUCCUGCUGAAUGAAACUGAUGAAAAAUUUUCCCAUUUCCAUUUUCAUUUCUUUGACUUCUUUUCUGGUUGCAAUUAUCAAUAAUCAUUCUCAUCAACUCAGGCCCUCCCAUUUUCCUUAUAAAUAUUUCAUAAAUAUUCCUUCUUUACGUUACAAAAAAAAGUUUUCAUACUCAAAAAAUGAAAACAAAACUCAAAAUCCCUCCUUCUCGUUCAGUCAUUUUUCCUCUGUAACAUAUAAGCAGAAAAGCAGCCACCCUUUUGACCCCACCUUUUCUCAUUCUGGAACUGUGCGGAGCCCAGAAAAGGGCAGCCAUUAACCAUCAGAGUUUUCUCUGUUUCUUGUUUAAUUUCCUAAUAAAUAUGGACAGCUGAAUACAUGUCUCAUCUACCCAUUUGUAUCAAAAAAUAAGAACAAAAUGGGCGGAUGCUGUUGUUCUUCACGCAAACCUCAGUUUCAUGGAACCCCUGUAUAUUACUAUUGCCCAUCUGUCUCUGAGGAACAUGAGUCCUUGACUUCUAAUGAUAGUGCUGCAACUGCAUUAACUGCCGGUUUUCUGGUAGAUUUGAAUCUCGAUACAUCAAUACCAGAUACUUUCCGAUCACCUCCGACUCCCAUUCCCUUUGAUGUGGUUUUGGGGCAUCCACCAACGGCCGCUGCCGAUACUGCAGGAGAACCAGGGAACGAAUCUAUGGCUUUGAAAGAAUCUCACUUCAAAGCUGAUAGUGGGUUCCUUCUUGCUUCUGCCAAAAAGAUCGACUCUGAGCUUCUGAAAUCGGACCGUCAGAUAAACCCUUUGAAGGCCGAUGAAGAAGCAGAUAUUUGUCCAACAUGCCUUGAAGAUUAUGAUGCAGAGAAUCCAAGAAUUGUGACAAAAUGUAAUCAUCAUUUUCAUCUCUCUUGCAUACUUGAAUGGAUGGAAAGAAGUAACACCUGCCCCAUAUGUGAUCAGGUUUAUGAACAUCUGUUUUCCAUCUUUUUGUUUGGGAUUUAUGAACAUCUGCACAAGAAGCAAUAGUGAUUGACGAUGCUUAACAUUACAGGAAAUGAUUUAUGAAACUUUAUGAUGACUCGGUAUUGAGGUGCCUUGAGCCUAUCAGCAAUGAAGGUGCCGCAGCAUGGAGAUUGAUUCCAAAUGUCUGGAGUAAGGUUUUCAUGCUUUCAAUUAGGGUAGUGCCGGCAAAUUUUUUCUCGACAUUGAACUCGAUGCGAAAUAAUCCUGUAAAUUAUGUGCAUAGUUUGUGAUGUAAAAGUUAAGUUGGGGGCAUCUUGUUGAAAUCUAGAGAAGAAUCUAGAGUCACCUAAUCGAUAUGGAAAAAUGUGGCUACUGGUGCAGGAUAGUUUCUUUUCAUUUGAAGGUACAAAGUACUUCCAUCCCUUUACAAAAAGAAGUACCCCCAUCCAAAAGACAUCAGCCUUUUUUAACCUUGAAACACAAUAUUCACAUCAGCAAAGAUGAACAAUCCAAGUUGCUUUGCCAUGUCUGUAAGGGUUGUUACUUUCAUUCGUGUUCGCGUGGUUGUGGCAAUCUUUUGCAGUUGUCUAUUCAGUAAUAUAUGGUUUCCUUUUGACCUAAUGCAUACACACUAGUCUCUUCAGUAACCCAUGUGUGAUAUGCCGAAACAUUAAUAACUGUAACAAAGGCUAGUAACAAGAGACAUAAUCCAGAGAUAAAGGCCCUAAGGGUCUCUCUGGAAGAUAAUAUGAAACUCUAGACAAUUAAUCUCAUUGACGGAACCAUAAAGUACGUCCUUGUGCUAUACGACGAGGACUCGGUAAUCCUAAUGGAUAGAAACUCCUCCAGUAAAUAUCCACUUUUGGUAUGAAUUGGAACUUGCAUGGAACACGAGUCGAACACUUACCCUUUUAGCCUCUUUAUUCAGAAACUUUGUUAUUGGGUUAGGUUAACGUGUUUGUGUAUGACAAUAGCGUCGGUAUGCACAAUUGGAGGCUGUAGGCUGCUUCUGAAACCAAAACGUGGAAGCACGAACUAAUCCAUCAUGCCUUCUGGAAAGACGAAGCGAAAUUAAUUGAAAGUAUCCCCUGAGCUGGUCAUCAGAAAAGACGUUUGGGCGUGACAAACUCCUCAGACGGUAACGAUUUCCAUAAAUCAUGGAUGUAGACAGCGGACAGGGGUGCACUAGCAAUCCCUUCUUUGCUACACUCAACACUCCCAGGGAUGAAAGAUCUUGUCAGAUCACAACAUAGUACCUAAGGAAUAUGCAACAAUCCUCAACAUCUCUCUAAAUUUGUGUAUAUUCUAAUGUAACUAAUUUUAUCAAUGUGCUCCCUUGAUGGCUGGAUUUCAUCUGUGAAGUUCAGUUCUGACUCGUGACUUACCUUUGUGGUUAUGGAGAUCUGUUCCUGGUGGUAUGCAACAACUAAAAGUGACAUGUGCAUUGCUAAUCUACCUAUGAAAAUCAACUAUUGAUUACAGAAAUGCAACCGAGCAGUUUAAAGUAUGACGGAGAGUGAGUAUGGUGGUAAAAUGAGAGACAGUUUUUAGCCAUAUAAGGCCAGAAUGAUCUCUCUCUGUCGGAG
Molecule: messenger RNA, 2699 nt
Organism: Oldenlandia corymbosa var. corymbosa
Lineage: Eukaryota; Viridiplantae; Streptophyta; Magnoliopsida; Gentianales; Rubiaceae
Source: the annotation of a GenBank genome assembly